Molecule: messenger RNA, 1607 nt
Organism: Daldinia loculata
Lineage: Eukaryota; Fungi; Ascomycota; Sordariomycetes; Xylariales; Hypoxylaceae
Exons: 2
Coding region: 396-1199 (267 amino acids)
Source: RefSeq, a predicted model, not a curated record
CUGGCUUCUCUCCCUGAGGAGCGACCCCUGACUGAGAGAUCAACGUCAGCAAUUCCUCUUCAAGUUCCCAUAAGGUUAUAUAAUUAUGUCAGCAACUAGCGACGAGUCCUAUCAGCGUGAUGAGAAUAGACGUGAGACAGAUUGAACCUAUUCAAAGCGAGGCGAUGACGAGAUGCAAAUCAUGUAACGGUGCAUGACCCUUCGGUCAGGUGAGACGACUCAUAGGGCCCUUACUUGUGGCAUCUACUACGAUAUAUACGCUACCAUAUAUAAAUAAGGUUUCAUAGUCUCCUGACUCGAGGAUUAAUAUUCAUAGCAUUUCAAAAUCCAAGAUACUGCUACUCUCAAAGUCCGAGACGAGGAAAUACUAUCUCUUGGCAAGAAGUUUCACAACGAUGUCUGAUAUUAAGGAUGUCCACUCUCCUCUCCUUAGCCCGGGCUCGAGGACUUCGGUUCCUCAGAUAAGCUCGCCCUCGGUACCUAAGUCAUCUAGAUCUCCCGCCUCGCCUCAGAAGCCAAGCAUAGCGAACCCAACUCCGACUGACCCUGCACCCAUAAAGACAAUCACCAACCUAUCUUGGGGAGCCCCUGCAGGCCUUGCUAUCCGUGGACCUAACGACGAGAACCUCGUUAUCUUUAGAAAGGCGCUAGGAAUAAACUAUGCCCGCGAUACUAAUGAGAGUGGUACUCUCGAAGAAGGACGCAAUACCGCGGUUGGCAUAUACAAAUCCGUGAUUCAAACUCAACAGAUCAAGGGCGUCCAAAACGCUCUUCUCACUGCAUUUCUCUACCUUUGCUACUUUGCUCAGAUCGUCAUCGGCGCGGCACUGACUGCCAUCGGUCCAAAUUCUGGACGAUACGAAGUUCUCAUUACCGUGCUCGGAGCUAUCAAUACGGUCUUGGCUGGUAUUCUAGCUCUGAUUAAGGGAUCUGGACAGCCACAGAGACUGGAGAAGGACCGUGUAGGGUUUAGGAGGCUACAGGACUGGAUCGAAGAGACGGAAGCGCUACUCGCAGUGGGUGUGAUUGGACGGAAUAGGAAGGAGGUUGGCUUAUUAGUCGAAAGUGCUUUUAAACGAUACAACGCAGCCAAGAUGAGCGUGGAGAAUAACAGUCCCGACUUUUACGUCCACCAGCCGGAUUCGGGCGACGACAUGUCGGAUACUGCCGGGAAACCACUACGGUAUAAUGGGUCUUGAUCUGACAACCUCAAGCACCUAACUAUGCGGAUAGGUAACGGAUAUUGGCUCUUGACUAAAUUUAGAGUCUUGUCAGACUACAAGGGGGGUUGAGGAUAAUUAGGGGGCGUUCCGGAUGACUGAUGACUUAGAUGGGGUUACAUUAUUUAAACGUAAGUGGCGAUAGAGAGUUGGCUUCUAGUUGUACUUCUACACGUUCUUAAAAUUUCGAUGCGUACCUGUAUUGUCUAAUAGACGUCUCUGAAAUCUGAUAUUGGUUGUUACACACGUACCUGCGUAACUGUAUGACAUACACAGCCAGUCCGGGGUGGCUAGCAGUUUAGUUUUUGGUUUUUGGAUGUCGUCAGCGUGGAUGUUUAAGGGGAAAGAUAUUACUAUUGACUAGACCUCAAUCAUUCAAUAUCCACG